Messenger RNA from Fusarium tjaetaba, 675 nucleotides. RefSeq lists its product as uncharacterized. NCBI's taxonomy places the organism in Eukaryota, Fungi, Ascomycota, Sordariomycetes, Hypocreales, Nectriaceae. The transcript is spliced from 2 exons. The record is from RefSeq and is a predicted model, not a curated record. The coding region runs from base 1 to 675 and encodes 224 amino acids.
AUGUCCACAGCAGGAGAACUCAUUCAGCAGCACCCCGCCAACGUAGUGGCCAAUCCUGGGUACAAGACCACAUCCGAUAAAGCCUGGGCCCACGAUUACAACCCUAUCAAAACGACAAUUGUGCAUACCGUCAUAAGAAAUGGUGUUACUGAUGCUAACUUUGAGGAUGCCUUCAUGGGCAUGGAGGAUGACGACGAAUUACGCUUUCGUCAGCCAGCCGUCCGGACAAAUCAACGACACUGGAGACUGGAGACCGAAGCAGACUGCGAGAAUUGGUUCAACACUGAGAUAACAAACGUUGUCCUUUCUGCAUGGCAUGACUAUCCACCGCUUAUGCAGACCUCUCACACAAAACCCCUUUCGGAAGAAAACAUAUCCGAGAAUGUGGACUGUACAUUUUCUGUAAAGUACGGCCAGAGAAGAUAUACUGUGGCCAUUGGCGAGUUUAAGCGCAACCUUAUUGACCCGCAACAAUGGCAGAGUGGCUCCAUUACCAGGAGUGGACAAAGAAGUCUAUCGCAAGAGCUUAGAGGAUACGCAAGCAAAUACCAGUGUCCUCAGGUCUUUUGCUUCGACGGAUCUAGAUUGGUACUUCUGCAAUUCCGAGCGUAUCGGGUUGAUGACAUCAAGAGCGACACGUGUCCGAUUGACUGCUGGAUGAUCCCCGUGAAGUAG